Doryrhamphus excisus (bluestripe pipefish) is the source of this 1480-nucleotide messenger RNA. It is a transcript of the gene sar1b, whose product is annotated as secretion associated, Ras related GTPase 1B. The record is from RefSeq and is a predicted model, not a curated record. Gene Ontology annotation, biological process: intracellular protein transport. Lineage: Eukaryota; Metazoa; Chordata; Actinopteri; Syngnathiformes; Syngnathidae. Gene Ontology annotation, molecular function: GTPase activity; GTP binding.
AAAAACAGGAAGUUGCUCGGCAGGUUUUUUUCGGGGGGAGUUGCUGGACAGCCAUUGCCGUGUCGUGGCUCACUAACAAAACACGCCAAAACGAACGUGGCUGUCUGUGGGAUCUCUUUAUUUGUCUACCUACAAGAGCGAACACACUCGACAAAACAUCACACACCCGAACAAGGAGAUUCAUCAGCUCCAGAUAUGGCGUUCAUAUUUGACUGGAUUUAUAGUGGCUUCAAUAGUGUUCUACAGUUUUUAGGACUGUACAAGAAGUCAGGCAAGUUAGUAUUCCUGGGCUUGGACAACGCGGGCAAAACCACGCUACUGCACAUGCUCAAAGAUGACAGACUGGGCCAGCAUGUGCCAACUUUACAUCCAACCUCGGAAGAGUUGACCAUCGCUGGCAUGACCUUCACCACCUUUGACCUUGGAGGCCACGCACAAGCACGCAGAGUUUGGAAAAACUACCUCCCUGCCAUAAACGGCAUUGUCUUUCUGGUGGAUUGUGCAGACUUCUCCAGGUUGGGCGAAUCGAAAACAGAACUUGAUGCGUUAAUGACGGACGAGACCAUCGGAAACGUUCCUAUCCUCAUCCUGGGCAACAAGAUCGACAGAGCGGAGGCCAUCAGCGAGGAAAGACUGAGGGAAAUGUUUGGCCUGUACGGCCAGACGACAGGCAAGGGCAACAUUCCCAUGAAGGAGCUGAACACGAGGCCGCUGGAGGUGUUCAUGUGCAGCGUGCUGAAGAGGCAAGGCUACGGCGAGGGCUUCCGUUGGCUCUCCCAGUACAUCGACUAGAGCCGGCCCCGCCAAGCGCCACCAGAGGGCGCCGCUCUCGAUGCCCCCUCCAUCAUCCUCAGCCCCGUGUUUGGUUCCACCGCCCUCCGAGGAAACCAUUACAACUCGAUCCCAAUAGACUUUUAUUGGUCGAACAUUUGGUUCUGCACUUACAGCACACACAGACACACACACACACAGACGCACACACACGCAAUGUUGUCAUACCUCUCUCUGCAUAACUUUGGCAGCAAAUGUCCAAACUCCAAAUGGAGGUGUUUUCUUUCUAUAGGCCGUCUAUCCUCUGCCCCCCCCAGAUAAAUAGCAUUAUAUUUAAUCAUGCUUUGUUUUAUGACAUGAUAUCAUAAAGAGCCCAGUAGGUGGCGCUGUGUUUUUACUAUCAUGGUGGAAACAUUAGUGAGGAUCCAAGGACCAAUAAUAAUAAAUAAUAAUGUAUGAAAUGUACACAAACAUUGUACAUGGAUGUUGUAUCCUUCUACCACACACUUUACUUCCAUGCAUGCCGCCGCCUUUUCCACUUGUAGUAGUGGUAGUAGUAGUAGUAGUAUAAUGAUGAUUGCUCUAAUCAAGACUAGCAGAGGGAUGAGAUGGAAUGAAUGUUAACAAUUCCCAGGCCUUGUCUUUCCUUCCGCAAGGAGGAUCAUCAUGGUGGAAUAAAUGUUUGCCAUCCAUCACGGCCUUGAACGUG